AUAAAGUUCAAUGAAUUUGCCGUGAGAUAACCAUUUAGUUGAACAGUGUCUAACAAUGAAAUUAUUCGCUUUUCUAACAUGGGUGGUUCUAGUUUGGCAAGAAAAUUUUCGGCCUGGAUGUGAAGCUCAAUCAAGGGUCAUGGGAGGAAUUCCUGCACAACCUGGAGAAUUUCCGCAUCUUGUUGUUCUAAUGAGUGGAAGGAACACAAUGAUUUGUUCAGGAUCGAUUAUUUCGGAGAAUUGGGUCCUAACAGCAGCCCACUGUCUCGCCCUAAACAUUCCAACAACAACUUACAUCCUGGCAGGAACGACAAGCUAUAGGGAAGGUCAAAAGUAUCAAGUUCAGAAAAGGAUCAUCCACGAAAAAUACAAUCCACGCUUACUUACAAGUGAUAUAGCCCUAAUAAGGGUAGCAAAACCGUUUCAGUUUUCUAGACUGAUUAACAAAAUUUCAGUUAACCCCCGGGAAUUUUCUUCCGGUGAAAUUGCAGAAAUUGUUGGUUUUGGAAUAAAUGAUUCUGGUUACUCUGGCGUACUUUACAAAGUUGAUGUGAAAGUUUCACAUUGUUUGGAGCCACGUCCUGCUUACAUUUGCACCUUUUCCGUUGAUGGUGGAUCAUGCAAUGGAGAUUCAGGAGGUCCUUUGCAGCAUAAUAACUCCAUUAUUGGGAUCACUUCGCAUGGAAUCGAUCCUUGCGCUAAUGGAGUAACACCUGACGUUUUUACCAGAGUAUCUAGAUACUUCCAAUGGAUUGAACAAAAUACGAAAUAUUGAAAAAGUUUUGACGGAUUACCUACUAAACGACGAUCCCAUUCCUUGAAUAAAAUUUUCCUUAAAAGAA
This is a messenger RNA of Lutzomyia longipalpis, 842 nucleotides long. RefSeq names its product lectizyme-like. The record is from RefSeq and is a predicted model, not a curated record. Gene Ontology annotation, molecular function: serine-type endopeptidase activity. Lineage: Eukaryota; Metazoa; Arthropoda; Insecta; Diptera; Psychodidae. The transcript has 4 exons. Gene Ontology annotation, biological process: proteolysis. Bases 56 to 775 code for a protein of 239 amino acids.